Molecule: messenger RNA, 474 nt
Organism: Tachyglossus aculeatus (Australian echidna)
Lineage: Eukaryota; Metazoa; Chordata; Mammalia; Monotremata; Tachyglossidae
Product: vegetative cell wall protein gp1-like
Exons: 5
Coding region: 1-474 (157 amino acids)
Source: RefSeq, a predicted model, not a curated record
AUGGGGACGUGUCGCUCGGGCCACGCCCCUGAAGCCCCGCCCACGGCCCCGCCCAAAGAGGCCCCGCCCACGGGCCCGCCAAAUGAGUCCAGGCCCCCGCGCGCCGCCUGGCGGCCCUCCUCGGCCACGCUCCCCGAAGCCCCGCCCACUGUCCCGCCCAAUCAGGGCCACGCCCCUAAAAUCAAGCUCCCUGAGGGCGCCCCCCCCCCCCGCGUGGGGCCACGCGUGUCGUGCAGCGCCCCUGACCCCGCCCCCUUAAGCCCCGCCCACGGGCUCCCGGCCCCGCCCAAUGAGGACACGCCCUGGCUGGGGCCACGCCCCCAUGAGUCUGGGCCCGCCCCGAUCAUCGGUCCCGCCCCUAACCCCAUCUUAGCCACGCCCACUCUGGUCACUCCCCCUGCACUCACGCUGGAAAGGACCCCCGGGAGCAGCGACGUCUACGACGUCUCCGUCUGCCAUUUGGAAGACGUGUGA